AGUUUGCGUUAGUAUUGGUGUCACAUCUUGUUGAUACCGCUAGGGUAGAUUACACUUUCAACUCACCGUGCUCGGAGAUUGCCCUGUUUCGGAUUGCUGUGUGGAUUGCGGGUUUAAUUACGGUUCGUAGCAUUCUUAAGCCACAUCAUGGCCACCAAAAACAUCUUUUCUAAGCAUCUGCCGAACGUGAAGCUGGCCACUCGGUUUGAUGCGGAUGGCAAUGAAAUUCAGGUUGAAAAACGGGAAGAUGAAGAGCAGAAACGAAAGGAGCAGGACAUUAUUGACACGCUGGUCGGUGCCGGAUACUAUCGGGCCCACAUACAGGGCCUCUCGUCCUUCGACAAGAUUGUGGGCGGCAUGACCUGGUGCAUCGAAGCCUGCGACUAUGACGUCAAUGUGGACCUUUUGUUCCACGAGAAUCUUACCAUCGGCCAGAAGAUUGCUUUGACGGAGAAAAUUGUCGGCGUACUGCCGCGCAUGAAGUGUCCCUUCCUGAUUGAACCGCAUCAAAUACAAGGGCUGGAUUUUAUCAACAUUUUCCCCGUCGUGCAGUGGCUGGUGAAGCGGUCGGUGGAAAAUCGCAGCAAAAAAGCGGACACGUUGCGCAAGCUAGCAGCGACCCAGUUCCAGAACCAUUUCACCCUCGAAUCGGACCGGGAGUUGCAGCGAUUGCGCGCAAAGCAGCUGGGCAAUCUGCAGGCAAUCGAAUCGAAGUAUCUGCCCAAACGGCAGUUUAAGCUGCGCAAAGCUGCCGGCGGCGGAUGGGUACCGGUGCGGCCCAAGGAUGCUGCGGAGCAGGAAAUGCCCGACGGUGGUACCGGUGCGUUGGAAGAUGGAACGGGCACGGGUUUAGAAGAUGAAGAUGAGGAGGAAGAUCUAUCAGUAGCUACCGAAAGCGAGCUUAAUUUUGAUGUAUUAUUUAAAAGUAUCGCAAAAGAGCACAACAUUCCCGUCGACCUAACGGAUGCAGAUCGUUCAAAGUUGACGAACAAAUACGACGAUAUCAAACAUAAGCUAUCGGCCGAUGGGGUCGAGAACAUAUCGGACCGCAAUCGUAUUAAAUCUCAACUUGCUCUCAAACUAGCGCUGGAGAAGAAGCUAGAACUUGCGCUAAACGAACGCGAUCAGCUAAGGGGAACGGUGCUGGAAGAAGAACAGCAGCUACAGGAGGCUGCCGAUCGUAAAGAAAGCCUCGAGGAGGAGAUAAGAAAUCUCGACAAUUUGGAAAUUACCGAAAAUAAUCAAAAGAUUCUUGACCACGUCAAAGAGCUUCUAUUGAAGAACGAGCGCAUGAAGAAGCAAGAAACCCAGUUCAAGGAAAACUGCAAGAAGGAGUUGGCAGAAUUGCAGCAGAAAAUAGAGAAAGCGGAAGCAUCGACUCCGGAUGAGGAUAUGGUGGAACUGCAGAGACAGUUGGACAUGGAGCUGGAACGUUUGAAAUCGCUUCGUCUACAGCUGGCAAAGAAGAACCGUUCGUACGUCGCCAUUAAACGCCAGCUGGACACCGUUCCCGAUCGUACGGAAUUGGCUCAGUAUCAGAGAAGGUUCCUGGAACUGUAUAAUCAAGUAAGUGCCAAGCACCGUGAAACGAAGCAAUUUUACACACUGUACAACACGCUGGACGACACUAAGCUGUAUCUGGAAAAGGAAAUGUCGUUGCUAAACUCCAUCUACGACAACUACGCCAAUGCCAUGCAGAAUCCGCACUCGCGCGAACAGUUCGUGCAGCAGUUUGAAACCAUCGUCGAGGGAAUCCGUGCAACGAAAGCGAAGUUGAAGAAAAAGUGUGACGACGAGAAAGCUAAACGGGACGGGCUAAAUGCACAACUGCUUUGUCUGAUGGAACAGCAGCGUAAGUAUGCUGCCACGGUUAAGCAGCUCACGAUGGAAUGCCAACGGAACGAGGCACUUAUGCAGCAUCUGAAAGGGCUUAAAGCAUCGUCCCAUGCCUCCACUCAGCAGUGAGGUGCAGGGGAACGAGCCGAACAAAACUAUUGCACACUCCGCACAUUACGGACGGAGCGCUGAAUAUAUACUCAAACAAGUACGUGUGUAACCGCGA
Molecule: messenger RNA, 2062 nt
Organism: Anopheles stephensi (Asian malaria mosquito)
Lineage: Eukaryota; Metazoa; Arthropoda; Insecta; Diptera; Culicidae
Gene: fidipidine
Product: coiled-coil domain-containing protein 93
Exons: 8
Coding region: 148-1965 (605 amino acids)
Biological process (GO): Golgi to plasma membrane transport
Source: RefSeq, a predicted model, not a curated record